AUGGCACGCACACCAUUGGAUGCCAGCCAGAGAGAGCACUUGAUGCCGAUUACGCAUGCCUUCGACCCGGUGGAGACCUCCAGAGCUUCCUUCGACCCAGAGGCUUUCAAGUUUCUUCAAGUCUCAGGCACAGGAGCCGGCGGACCAGGAUGCUAUUCGAACUCAAUUACCCUAUGUCCUUCCAAAAUGUCGAUCCCCUGGCCUAGCUACUUUCUCGGUUGUAGACAAGGCAAGCAUUGGAAAACAGCAGAGAGCAUGACAAAAGAACUUCUGGACGCUAUCUACAAGGACUCACGUAAAGAAGCUGAGGCGGAUGGAAAGCUCCCCCUGGAGCUGGAGGACACAUCGUCUGAUAUCAGGACACGAAAGGAGAUCGAGCUCGUCUCAACAUCGGUGAAGUCCGCUACGUACAUGUAUCCAGAUGCGAGCCCGGUAAGAGCGGGCAUGAUCGCCCAGCUCAUGUUGCUUAUUUUCCUGCAUGAUGACGUCGUAGAAAAUUCUCCGCUUGAAGCAGGAUCUACAAUUGCAGACGCGACAUUCGCUACAUACGCGCCAAUGUACGGCAGCGUACAGAGACCUCGAGGCGCGCUGCGUCGUUUCUUGGCAGCUAUCGACGAGGAAGAACCUACCCUGGGAAAAGGCCUUCUUACGAGCGUGUUCACCUGGUUCGAACAUACUAAGGGAUAUCAAUCGAUUCCACCUAAAGUCUUUGAGUCCUUGAGAAACUACCUUGAUUAUCGGUCUGAUGAUAUUGGACGGGAACUUCUCUUAUCAAUGGCCUUGUUCGCUUGCGAUGUCCACCUCGUCGAGGGCGAAAGAAAGGCCCUGGCUACCCUGAUUCGGCUCUAUUCGGACCACGUCUCUCUCACAAACGACCUUUAUUCGUUUGACCGGGAGUAUGGAGAGCACCAGCGAACUGGCGCCCUCUUUCUCAAUGCAGUCGAUCUGGUGUGCAAGUUGUACCAGGUCUCGGAGGCCACAGCGAAGCAAUUGGUUGUAGGGUUUACUUUGGAAACGGAGUGUGCGUUUUCCGAGGAGCUCAAGAAAUUGACAUCAUCGGGCCAGAUGAGCGAGGGGCAGAUCCGUUUCGCCAAGGCGUUGACUGAAUGUCUGGCCGGGCAUAUCCUUUACUCGGCGACAUCUGGGCGUUAUGGGGUUGCAAAAGCCGCAAGAGGCGUUUCCGCAUGA
Molecule: messenger RNA, 1188 nt
Organism: Aspergillus alliaceus
Lineage: Eukaryota; Fungi; Ascomycota; Eurotiomycetes; Eurotiales; Aspergillaceae
Product: terpene synthase family protein
Exons: 4
Coding region: 1-1188 (395 amino acids)
Source: RefSeq, a predicted model, not a curated record